This is a messenger RNA of Emericellopsis cladophorae, 1401 nucleotides long. RefSeq names its product Diacylglycerol O-acyltransferase 2A-like protein. The record is from RefSeq and is a predicted model, not a curated record. The coding region runs from base 1 to 1401 and encodes 466 amino acids. Lineage: Eukaryota; Fungi; Ascomycota; Sordariomycetes; Hypocreales; Bionectriaceae. The transcript has 3 exons. Gene Ontology annotation, biological process: triglyceride biosynthetic process. Gene Ontology annotation, cellular component: endoplasmic reticulum membrane. Gene Ontology annotation, molecular function: diacylglycerol O-acyltransferase activity.
AUGACUUCGAACGACCCUUCUGCUGGGCCUGCGCUGGACUUGUCUCAAGUCCAUGGUAGCCCGGAAAAGGUGGUCACGGUGGCCAAUACCUCCACCGAGAGGGUCGCCAGCACCAAUGGAAGCAGCACGCCUGUCAAGGUCAAUGUCUCCGAUCAGAUCAAACCCAAUGGCGAGCCCCGCAAGAGAAAGCCAGCGCAGAGCAACGAGAGCUCAAGGUCAUAUGCGGCAGCCGCAUCGGCUGAUGGUGAACCCGACAGGCCGAGGUCGAACAAACGACAGGAUGAAAAAGAGGAUGAAGAGUAUCCCAUCAUCAAGAAAGGCUCCACGAUUCGCCGGGGCACAUCUCAGACCAACGAGGCAGAGGCGUGGGAGGCUGGCGGCGUACGCUUUGCACCUAUCCAAGUGCCGCUCGUGCGUCGGCUACAGACAGCUGCGGUGCUGUUCCACUGCAUGUCCAUUAUCCUGUUCGUCUCGGCAUUCUGGUUUACGUGCGCCAACCCAUUUGCAUGGCCCAUUUUGAUUCCGUACCUGAUCCACCUGUCCACCUCAACGGCAUCCAUGGAUGGAAACCUGGCAUACAGGUCAGAGUGGCUCAGGUCCUUGCCCUUGUGGACGUUGUUUGCCAGUUAUUUUCCUGCGAAGCUGCACAAGACUCACGACCUGUCCCCAGAGAGGAAGUACAUUUUUGGAUACCAUCCCCAUGGGAUCAUCUCGCAUGGCGCCUGGCUGUCUUUCGCGACCAAUGCGCUGGGCUUUGCCGACAAGUUCCCGGGGAUCACCAACAGCCUGCUCACCCUCGAGUCCAAUUUCCGCCUCCCGUUCUACCGUGACUGGCUUUUGCUAAUGGGCAUCCGCUCCGUGUCCAAAGAGUCCAUCUGGAAUACGCUGAGCAAGGGUGGGCCCAACAAUGACGGUGCUGGUCGCGCCGUGUCCAUUGUCAUUGGCGGCGCGCGCGAAUCUCUCGAGGCGCAACCUGGCAGCCUGCGACUGAUCCUCGAAGGACGCAAGGGUUUCGUCAAGAUGGCCCUGCGCACCGGGUCCGACUUGGUCCCUGUUUUGGCCUUUGGCGAGAAUGACCUCUACGACCAGCUCAGCCCAACAACCCACCCUCUGGUCCACAAGAUCCAGAAGUUCAUGCUUAAGGUGUUCAAGUUCACAGUGCCCGCUCUCCACGGACGGGGCGUCCUCAACUACGAUGUCGGCCUCAUGCCAUACCGCCGUCCGGUCAACAUAGUCGUCGGCAAGCCCAUCGAAGUCGACGGGCCGCAUGGCAACCAGCCUGCGCAGGCGGACAUUGACAGGCUGCACGAGCUCUACGUCGAGGAGAUUGAGAGACUAUGGAAUGAGUACAAGGACCAGUUUGCCAGCGGACGUACUUCUGAGUUGAAGUUGAUAUCUUAG